CAGCGGAUUGGCUGUCGCUACUCCACAGCAGGUCCUGCUCUCCUUCCCGCCCACCGGGUGGGCGGGUGCGGCCGGCCCGGCUGCGAAGCGAUGGGCGGCGUGCGCUGGGCUUUCCCCUGCGCCGCCUGGCGACCCCGCCGCGAGGAGUGGCUGCUGGCGGCGCGGCUGGUGCAGCCCGAGGAGAAGGAGCGCAUCGGCCACUUUGUCUAUGCCCGCGAUGCCAAAGCCGCCUUGGCCGGUCGCCUGCUGAUGCGGAAAUUAAUUGCAGAAAAGCUGUGCAUACCUUGGAAUGAAAUACACUUGCAAAGGACAUCAAAAGGAAAACCUUUUCUGGCAAACAGCAUAUUCAGUGUAUGUUCAAAUUACAACUUCAAUGUCUCUCAUCAAGGAGAUUAUGCAGUUCUUGCAGCUGAGCCUGAACUUCAAGUUGGCAUUGAUGUAAUGAAGACUAAUUUACCAGGUAGUAGCUCAAUUCCAAAUUUCUUUCGUAUCAUGAAGAGACAGUUUACUGAGACAGAGUGGCAUGUAAUCAAGUCUAUGAAUAAUGAGUGGAUGCAGCUGGAUAUGUUUCAUCGACACUGGGCCCUAAAAGAAAGCUUCUUAAAGGCUAUUGGAGUUGGGAUUGGUUUUAACUUGCAAAGAAUUGAAUUUAAUGUGUCCCCAUUGCAAAUGGAAAUAGGGAAGGUGUAUAAUGAGACCCAGAUGCUGUUGGAUGGAGAAAAAGAGGAAGAGUGGACUUUUGAGACAGGAAUCUUAACAAGACCAGAGGAAUUUCUGUACUGUUGUUUCCAGUGCUGCUUCUGUUUUCGUUUAGUCAUCCAUUUUCAUGAAACACGGUUAGAUGACUACCAUCACGUUGCAGUGGCUCUUGGGAAACAGGAGGGAUUUGGGCAGCAGCAUACUGAUGUAGCGUACAGCAGGCUAUACAGUAACACAUGCUCAGGUAUGUUCCACACAACCUCAUCAACAACAGUUUACAUUACUGACUUUCGAAGAUUUAGUUGCACCUGGAAUUCCCAUUACACCUGAGGAUUCUGCAUAUUGGGAUAACUUUUGUUCUAAGCAAGAAAGUCCAAUGAAACAGAGUUCAAAUUCAAGAUGAGAAUGCUUAGAAAGAAAGGAUCAUAAAAAUAUAUGCAAAUAUGUAAAUAAAACUGUUUUCUUUUAUUUUAUAUAUUUUCCUUUAAGUCUGAUAUUCACCUUUUCGAACUUGACAUUUUUCUGUCAGUAUUUAAGAAGCUUCCUUGCUGAAGGAAUUCUGAGUGAAAAGUCUAAGCUGACCACAUGGAUUUUUGAUUCUCCAUGCCUUUCACCUCAUAUGUUAGUAAUUACCGUUAGUAGUAACAGGAAGCAGAUCUUCAGCAAUGUCAAUCUGUCAGCAAGAGCUUAACAAGUGGAGGUGUGUUUCUGUGUUUUAUUUAUGCUGGACUUAUAUUAUUUAAUGUCACCUCUUAUCUUAAAAAAAUCAUAGUUUUAUACUGCAAUGAAAUGAAUAAAGCCAGAGGAAUUGGUAAAAGUCCUAUUACUGCUAAAGCAUGGCACAAGUGUUGUACAAGAUUUGAGGUUUAGUUGUGUGAAAGCAAACGGAAAAAGUCUGAGUUGUGCUCUUGGAACUAAACGUGUAAAAUUAUUUUGAGGCAGGAAUUUAACAUAAAAGUAUUCCAUAUCCUUUUCACUUAAAACCUUAAUUAAAACUUUUUGUAUCUAGUAGAAGUUUUGAUUUUUUACUUCCUUUUUGUGUUUUGUUGUUUGUUUUUUACACUGAGUAAUAGCUGUUUGCCAGACAGCUAUUGUAUUUUCCCAGGCUUGCACUUACAGGUUCACAAUCCUAGAAACUAACUCCUGUGGAGAAAACAAAAAAUUGCUUGUUUUUCUUUCUUUUUUUUUUUUUUUUUACAGAUAUUAUUACAGCACCUGAAGACAAAGUAUUUUAUUAUGUUGUUGUAAAGUAAAAUUUCUGGAGAAAAUCUGUAGAUCUGGAGUAUAGUUUUAGAAUAUUUCAUAUUCUUUUCCAAGAUGAAUUCAGUGUUGUGGCAUCACUCUCUUUUUUUUCUUCCGAGUUAUAGAUACAUUGUGGUCUUCCUAAAUAUAAGAAAACAUACCAAACAGAUUGAGUCUCAUACUCAAUAGAACAAUUUUCAUAGUUCUGAAGUGUUCAUUUCUGUCCUACAGUUAAACAUAACUCUUCUGUGAAUUUAGAUUUGUGCAAAAUUUGGCUAUUCAGUCUAUUCUGACUGAAGGCAAAUAUAUUUGUUGUAAAGCUAUGCCAUAUGAUAAAGAUGAAUACAAAAUUUAGAUAAGGAUGUAAGGUUUUAAGGUUUCACUGUAGAUAAUUGUGAAUUCAGAUAUGCUGUUAAACUUCUCUAAUUCUGCUAGUUUGGGUUAAUUAUUUUGUACCCAUUUUAAUGAAUCUCUCAUCUUGCAUGCUAAUCAUGGUUUUUUUUGUGAGUUUUUUUUCUUUUUUUCUGUAAAACCACAAAUCAUUGAUAGCUGUGAAUUUUUUCUCCAGACUCCACAGGGGUUAAAUUAGAUGUUCAGCAACUUCAAAUUUGAAGUUGUUGGAAAUACAGAAUAAUUUAUAGAGGUAGAAUAAUUAUAAGUCAAACAUUUCAGAUGGGAUUAAAAAAUGAAAUAUAACUUGCACAAAAUAACUGGAAUUCCAUGGAGAUCAGAAAGGCUAUGCAGACGGUAUGCGCCCACAUCAUUUCCUGCUAUGGGAUGUUUUUAACUGCUUCAGUUGACUUAAUUUUAUUCUGUCCUAUCUGAAGUGUUCUGUAAUCCAGCUGUGCAGGCAUGUAAAGAGCCAGGAUAACCAGAACUAUUGCCAAGCUGAAAGAAUGGACAUGUUCUGCCACUGGCUUUAGAAGCCCAGAGAAAAAGAAGGACUGUUUGGAAUAAGAAGGUAUGGAAAGAACUGAGCUUCACUACUGCCUGCUUGUUACUGUCCAGUUUGUGCCAGUCCUCACCAGUCACUGAGGCUGCCAUCAGUUGCAGCUGUGUGAGACAGUUUAAAUUACCAUCUGGUUUCUACAGGUCUAGACGGAAUCAUCCAUGAAGUUGCAGUUCUUCACAGUAAAUUUUUUCCUAUGUAUUUCAUUUAUAUUGAACUACUUGAAAUAUCUUCUCUUUUAACCUUAAGUAGUUUAAGAUUAGGUGAUGAUGGUGUCCUGUGAAAAGCCACUUGGGUCAGGUUGCUUUGUGUCAGUGCAAACAGACAGUUUUUGCACUUGUAUUUAGCAGUGUGGAAAAGAACAGCUGUGUAGCCAUGGGAUUUACCUACAUGCUGCUAAAAGACCAUCUAGAUGCUCUGACAUCAGAAUGUUUUUCUGAACAUCUGUCUGUCACAAAGGCAGAUAUUAAAAUAAGUGUAGAUAUUAUGUCCAAGUAGAGCUAUGUGAUUAUAUUAAUUCAAGGUUCUUUGGCUUUCAACAUCACAUUUCCCAUUAUAUAAAAAUUGAGCCCUGUGUCCAUACAUGCUUCUUACACUGUCUUCCUUGUGUUUCCUCAGAGAAUGAUUCUUCAUGCCUACAGAGCAUGCAUGCUGCUUUUAGAAAUACUGGUCAAACACAGCUAUAACUUUCCUCACUGCGUCAGAGUGUUUUCCCCAACCCAGUGCAGAUAAGAUGAACUUUACCAGUCUCCAUCACUGUUCUGUCGCAAGAAGUUUCCCAAUUACAUCCAGAAAUUCUCUAGCCUUCAGAUCCCUUCUCCAGAGCUCCCUUCCCUCAUCCCUUGUUUCAUCCACGCUGCCCUAAAUGUGACCACACCACCUAACUUGGAGUCUGAAAUGUAAGAAGUUGCAAAAACAGGCUCUUCCCAGCAGGUGCUGUGGCUGGGUUGUCUUUUCUUCUAGGAACGGGAUUGACCAGCUCCCUGCAGAAGUAGAGGUUCAGUCUUUGAUCGUAUGCUGCCCUUGACUACAGGUCAGCCCCAUGCUUCUGAGAAAUUAAUAGUGUAUCAAUAAAUUAUUUAACAAAUAAAUACACAAAAGUCCUUUUAGGCUCGUCUGUGUGAGACAAGCAAAGUAUUUGAGAUUGUGUUGUUACAAGGAACUUCUGGUGUAGGGACUCAGUCUUCCCACCAGUAUCUGUGUGGUGCUCCCUCAUCUUCUCUCCCCUAUGUGCUUCUCCACAUAGGGAACUUUGAACAUUGCUGUAUGCUCAGCACAAAACAUGGCUGUUCAAUUUGAUUUUUCAGUUUUGCUCUUUAAUGAGCAGAUUGUUAACAGCAGAUUAAUGUGUCUAGCUUGGACGUAUUACGAUCUUCUAAAUCUUCAUGCAGCUUGCUUAAACAGUGUUGGAGUGGAAUAGGAACUUCAACUGUCAAAACUUCAAGACAAAUUGCAGUUACGUGUGACAAGAGACUGGUGACAUCUGAUGUUAAAAUAUGUAGUUUUGAAAAGUGGAUUAUAUGAAUUCGUUCAGACUUUCACAAAGUCUGUAAACCUAUGCAAAAUAUCCAUUGUACUGUACUGUGAAAUCAAAUGCACUGAUGUUAAUCAAAUGUUCUAGGUCUUCCUCAGGCAAGAAAUGGUAGGUGUAUCAACCUAGGUAGUAUAAAUUUGAUAGUAAUUUAUAGGUUCUUGGUAGCACCCAGGCAGCAAUUCAAUUCUAACAGUUACUUUUACCUUAAGCACUGCAAUAAAAACAUGAUGUGAAAAUAAAUGCAAGAUAGGAAGGAAAAGUAGUUCUUCAUGUGUGCUUAGAUACAGGUGUUUUCUGGAGCUUUACAAGAGCACAGUUCUACAUUUAACAAAGAAUAUGAGCAGUGUUUGGUCAGUACUGAUAGAACCUAGUUUAAAACAGUGAUUAAGACUCCUCCUUCACAGUUGUCUAAACCUACCAGUUGUUGGACAUGGUGUUUCCCUAUAUUUGUGAUGCUGAGCAUGUUUAUCCAGAGAAAAGAUAUUUCAAAUUGCUGUACACUGUAUAGAAAAUGUAGGUACAAAAACAAACUCUGAAUUCUUCACAAGAAAGCUAAUAUUUUAUUAUUUUUUAAACUAAUUUCUGUAGCAUGUCAUGAUAUCCUUGUGCUGUACCUACAGUUGUGUUGGGGUUGUUGCUGUUGUUGUGGGAUUUGUUUGUUUUAAAGCUAGAUGCAAAGGAUGAGUCCUGUUUCUACUAAAAUGGAGUUUAAUUUCUUUAUGCUAAUAAAAAAUACAUUAUUUUAAA
Molecule: messenger RNA, 5171 nt
Organism: Phasianus colchicus (ring-necked pheasant)
Lineage: Eukaryota; Metazoa; Chordata; Aves; Galliformes; Phasianidae
Gene: AASDHPPT
Product: aminoadipate-semialdehyde dehydrogenase-phosphopantetheinyl transferase
Cellular component (GO): cytosol
Molecular function (GO): magnesium ion binding; holo-[acyl-carrier-protein] synthase activity
Source: RefSeq, a predicted model, not a curated record